AUGGAUUCAGGCCAUUUUAUUCACAGAACAAAUUCAGACAUUCCCAAAAUCAGUUUGAGAGCAGCACUUAAAACCCAGGACUUUCAGGAGGUCAAAAGUCUUGACCUUGGUAAAGUGAUUCGUCUCCUUGAGGAUCCUUUGACAACAAACUUGAAGGAGAGGCACCUUUUUGUCUUGAAGAAACUACUCAAGAGAAACCAGAAUGGCUUCCUUUUGAGGGAGCUGACAGACCUCUCCAGAAUACUCAACAUCUGUGCUGAGAAAACAACGGAUCACCAUGAGUAUGCAGCAGUUCUGUGUGAAGCUCUUAAAAUCUGCAGCCUUCCCUUCGUGAAGGAGAGAGCAUCAGAUGAGCUGAACUUCACUCAGGCUGUCACAGAGUUCCUCUCAAACAUGGCUCGUCUGAUGAGGGUGUCACACGAAGAAGUGAGGCUGCGUCUUGUUGAAUCUGUGAAGUCGUUCUUCAGCUCUGCGGUUCAGAUUAAAGAACCUGAAGGGCUUCAGCACGUCUCUCCAGGUUUCCGUCUGCAGCAGCUGGACCACAGCGACGUCCCCAGAACCCUGCUCCUCUCCAUGGCUGCUGUGCAGAACCAGCCGGCCGUCAGGCUGCAGCUCCUGCAAACACUUCAGAUCCUCUCCAGCUCCUCUGACCGGAGCUGUGCUUCAAUUCUGCAAGAAAGAGGAGCCGAGACGAUCUGUCUCCACAUGAACGAGCCCGACCCGUCCGGUCAGGUUCUGCUCUGCUCUGCUGAAAUCCUCUGGAACCUGCUGGAGGGAGGCAGCACAGAGGAGGUCAUCGCUCAGCUCAGCAGCAUGGAGUGUGUCCUAUCUCUGAAAGAAACAUUUUUGUUCCUGCUGGAGAACUCUUCCCAACGUUCUGACCUCCGGCCCAGAAAUUACCUGCUUGUGAUCACGUGUUUCGUGGCUGAACGCUCCAGCUCUCUGCUUGUUGAGAGUUUUUUUGCUAAAGAGCUUCUGAGUUUCUUCAAGUGUAAGACUGAACAUUUUAGCUCUUCAGCUCACAAACUCACCUUCAGUGAUGAAGAUGUGAAGAUGAAGAAGCUGCUGUUGAGUCUGUUGGUUGUGUUGUGCAGAGACGGCGCUGCGCUGCAGCUCUACAGGGAGGAGCAGGUCAUGAUGUUUCUGCUGAAGCUGGUGAAGCUGCCCUUGGUCUCAGCUGAGCGUCAGCCGGGUCCAUCUCAGCAGGAGGAGCUGCAGCUGCAGGCGCUGGCCGCCCUCAGCAGCAUCGCUCCCUUCCUGUUGGCCGACUACAUGUCCUGUCAGGGAAACAACUGCCUGCUGCUCCUGCUGGACCUCUGCGUCGGAGCGGACGUCGCUGCCUCUUCUUCAACAGGAGGAGGAGGAGGAGGAGGAGGCACCAAGGCUCAGAUGAGACGUUGUAUCAGAACUCUGAGGUCGGUGACGUCUCUGGGCGACCCGUCUGUAAACCAGGAUCUCUGUGAUCAGGGAGCAACCAGACAACUUCUGGGGAUUUUGAUUCAGUUGGAAGCAAGUUCUGAUGAGGAGGAUGUGCUCAGCGUGGAGAUGAUGUCUGAUGUUCAGCUGGUCCUUUCAGCGCUCUGUGAGACAGACACACACACCAAGGAUCUGUUUGGUUCAGAUGGAGCUCAGAUGGUCGUUAACUUCCUGAAGAAAGGCUCAGAGAACUUCUACAGUGGAUUGGGACACAACAAGCUCAUUCUUUCCACUGUCGACUGCGUGUGGUCCUGCAUUGUUGGCUGUUUCUCCACAGAAUUUUACUUUUUAGUUAAAAACGGCGUCUCUCUCCUGCUGGAUUUACUCAGAACGGGCCCUCGGUGCGUCUGCAGCAUCGUGCUCUCUGCCCUGCUGGGUCUUUGUGACAACCCGGACUCUCGGCCUCAGAUCCUGAGCUGGAGGGACGCCGACGGUCUAACGGCCCCCAGCUUCCUGCUGCAGCUGUGGAGGGAGGAGGAGGAGGAGCUGGGGGUCCUUCGAACCCAGCACGGAGGGAUUCAAGAUCCCAGAAAGCCGCUGCUGACUCGUUUCCAUCGGGACGCCGGAGGUUCGUCGCUUCCUGUCGACACGCCGAGCGCCACCGUGCUGGAAAUAUCAGAAAACCUGCGAGCAAAGAUUUACUUCAUCCUCUGCAGUUUGGGUUUUCUGGAGCUUCCUGGACUCUCGGCGGAGGAAUACGUGACUCUGAGCAUCGUGAAGAGAUACCUGGACUUCAAGGUCGGCGAGGUUUGGGACGAGGUCCGCCGGGACCUGAGCCUGGACGGCGUGAGGCCCGUCAGCCCUGAUGAGGACGCCCUGAGCUCCGUCUGCGGGAUGUCGGAGGACACGGCGAGGAGGACCGCGAUGGAGCAAACCAUCAUCCUGGAGCUGCAGCAGGAAGAGGAGCUGAGUGAGGAGCUGCUGCUUUACCAGGAGAUGAAGUCUCACUGGAAGCAGCAGGAGCUCACAGACACGUCCUGGAACGAUUACGUCUCCAGAACGUCACAUUACGAGACCCUGAAGGAGAGGAAAGCUCAGAGGGAGAGACACGCCGAGUCCAGCAGACCUGAGAGGAAAGACGAUCGUCCUGACAAGGGUUUUAUCGGCCGCAUCCUGACGGUGGAGAACACCGGCGCUCUGGGCCCAACGGGGCUGAAGGUGACGCUGUCCGGAGCUCCGAUCAGAACCGACCCCACAACACAGAACCUGAGGUUCUCCAGCAGCACCGAAGACGAGCAACCAGAACCAGGGAUGAUCUUCAGACUAGGAAGACUGACUCCAGGAUACUUCUGUCUCCUGCAGAGGCAGUUGUCCGGGGAGGUCCGAGUCCAGCAGUACUGCAGCAUCAUGGAGCCUGUUGCCAUGACGAUGGCAGCAGUGGGGAUGGGAUUCUCUGCUUACAGCGCCAAGAAGAUGCUUGAGAACCCUGGGAGGGAUCUCUGA
This is a messenger RNA of Nematolebias whitei (Rio pearlfish), 2919 nucleotides long. RefSeq names its product cilia- and flagella-associated protein 69-like. The transcript is spliced from 25 exons. The record is from RefSeq and is a predicted model, not a curated record. Gene Ontology annotation, biological process: olfactory behavior; positive regulation of flagellated sperm motility; response to odorant. NCBI's taxonomy places the organism in Eukaryota, Metazoa, Chordata, Actinopteri, Cyprinodontiformes, Rivulidae. Gene Ontology annotation, cellular component: sperm midpiece; non-motile cilium. The coding region runs from base 1 to 2919 and encodes 972 amino acids.